Molecule: messenger RNA, 1608 nt
Organism: Mesorhabditis spiculigera
Lineage: Eukaryota; Metazoa; Nematoda; Chromadorea; Rhabditida; Rhabditidae
Source: the annotation of a GenBank genome assembly
AUGGCCCUGGGCUUAUUCUGCUCGCACUCGGGCCAUGAGUUUGGCAUUUUGCCUAGCUCCACGAGCCUAUAUGUGUAUUUCGGGAUGACGGUAGACAGCCAAUACAAUGCCCUGCUUUCCCUCUACACCACGGUCAUCUCGGAUAUGAAGCAUUCAUACGGCGCCUGGGAAACGGUGGGGCAACGAGCACAAAAGCUGUCAGCAGCCCUGAAAACAACCGCCACCGCCCUCCAAUCAUUCACCGACGCCGUACAGGCCGUGUCAGAUAUUGGGAAUAAUCUACGAGGGGCCAACCGUGAUGUUGCUGCUUGCGUCACCCGUGUGUGUAUGCGCGAACGAGCGAUGGAAGUUCGGCUGCGCGCGGCUGCAGAUGCUCUAUCGGAAGAUUUAGCCCCCACCCUCAAUCAAAGAACUACCUACUGGAAGGCCCGAACGAGCGAAUUGGAAAAAGCGAACGCCAAGCAGAUCAAGAAAGCUCGAACAAAAGGACACAAUGACGCGGCGUCGAUCUCUGCACACCGAGGAAUGUGUUCCCGAGCCUUGUCAGAGCAACGACACCAAUUCACGUUUUUCAUCCAGGCCCUGCUUCCGUUUUUCUCGACCGAGGUGAGCUGGAUCGAAGAAGCAACACACGUCGUCCCUGCGGUCGAGGGUCUCAUCAACCACAUACGCCAGGCCGACCCCACAAAAAUCGUCCAUGAUGUACUCUCCGAUCUUAUUGACGUGGGCGAGGAAAAGACGGCGCUUGUGCUCGACGAAUGCCAGCAAAAGCAAAAGAUCCACCGCGGAGGCAGUGAAGACCCGUCACCAACUUGGAGUGCGGCCAGCGAUGUCGCUUCCGGCUCGGCAGAGAGCAUCGACGGUCCGGCGCGAUUCUAUGCGGCGCCCAGCGAGUAUGGCAGCCAUCAACGGCCACUGACCCGGAAGUCCAGCCAUCAUUCUGUCCUCUCGAAGAAUAGCAGCAUGGGCGAGCCGCCAGUGGCCUUCCGGCAGAUCGGCGAGCUAGCCAAGCAACGACCGCAAUCAUUUGCCGGUGAUUUGCAGCAGACAAAUGGCACGCAUGCAGUGUGGCAACCCACGACAACCUCGAUAGCUGGCACCCCCUAUGCUGCAAAUGGCUUCAACGGACACUCUCAAGGAGGCUUCUACAACAACCCCACGACGCCCUCAUUUCCGGCAGAUACCGCAAAGCAAGGCUCCUCAACCUCAUCCGAUGCGGCGUCGAGCGCUCUCAUCGCCGAAACACUGCAACAAAUCGACCAGCUGGGCCACGAACUGGACACGCUGUGCUCCCAACACGACGCGCAGAUGAACGGCUCGACUCGACCACCCCCUCCCGCCCCACCUCUCCAAAUGCAACGGCCGACCCAUCUACCACCCCCCUCCGCCUACAACAACACCGUCCGCAUCCGGCAAAGCUAUGAUCGAUCGAGACCGCCACCUCCGGAACGCCGUGGCUCCCAACUGAGUACCGGCACACCGACAGCCUCCAUUGCCAGAUCUAGUAUCCUUGGAAGCCGCAACUCCCUCAACUCGUCGAUGACGAGUGCCUUCGACAGUUCUGCCACGGCCGGCGCCAACCCUCUCGGCCAUUCGAAGUACACCUUC